This is a messenger RNA of Sardina pilchardus (European sardine), 7254 nucleotides long. It is a transcript of the gene ckap5, whose product is annotated as cytoskeleton associated protein 5. The record is from RefSeq and is a predicted model, not a curated record. Bases 177 to 6362 code for a protein of 2061 amino acids. The transcript is spliced from 45 exons. Gene Ontology annotation, biological process: microtubule polymerization; centrosome duplication; mitotic spindle organization. NCBI's taxonomy places the organism in Eukaryota, Metazoa, Chordata, Actinopteri, Clupeiformes, Clupeidae. Gene Ontology annotation, cellular component: kinetochore; centrosome; microtubule plus-end. Gene Ontology annotation, molecular function: microtubule plus-end binding; microtubule plus end polymerase activity.
GGCUGCUUGAAGCACGCUCUGUUCAUUCGGGUCCCUCCUUCUGACUCUCCGCCCUUGGAGGCGUUUCAAAGCCCUAAGAGUAAUGAUUGAGUAUCAGCUCCAUCUGCAUAAAAUCACCCUGCCUUCUCUGUCGGAACACAGUUAAACAGAUAAGGCACACCCAUACAGAAGCCACCAUGGGGGACGACAGUGAAUGGAUGAAGUUGCCUAUUGAUCAGAAAUGUGAACACAAGGUAUGGAAAGCGAGAGUGAAUGGAUAUGAGGAAGCACUGAAGCUCUUCCAAAGGAUAACGGAUGAGAAGAGUCCAGAAUGGGCGAAAUACUUGGGUCUCAUAAAGAGAUUUGUAACAGACUCCAAUGCCGUAGCUCAGCUCAAAGGCCUGGAGGCAGCACUUGUGUACAUAGAGAGAGCCCAUGUGGCUGGCAAAACGACUGGAGAGGUAGUGUCUGGAGUGGUCAACAAAGUUUUCAACCAGCCCAAAGCACGGGCCAAGGAGCUGGGCGCCGAUAUCUGCUUCAUGUAUGUAGAGAUAGAGAAGGCUGAGGUGGUCCAGGAGGAGCUGAUCAAGGGCCUGGACAACAAGAACCCCAAGAUUGUUGUAGCAUGCGUUGAGACACUAAGGAGAGCCCUCAGUGAAUUUGGUUCCAAGAUUAUCACCCUAAAGCCAGUAGUCAAACUGUUGCCAAAACUGUUUGAGUCUCGAGAAAAGGCAGUUCGAGAUGAGGCCAAAAUGCUAGCUGUAGAGAUUUACAAGUGGAUCCGAGAUGCACUUCGUGCCCCUCUCCAGAGCAUCAACUCUGUGCAGCUGAAAGAGUUGGAGGAGGAGUGGGUGAAGCUGCCCACAUCGCCCCCCAGACAGUCCCGCUUCCUGCGAUCCCAGCAGGACCUCAAGGCCAAGUUUGAGCAGCAUCAAGCCUCAGGAGGAGACCAGGUGGACGGAGAUGACGACGAUGAUGAAUGUGAAGAACCUGUUGAUCCCUUCGAGCUCCUGGAACCUGUCGAAAUCCUGUCCAAGUUGCCUAAAGAUUUCUAUGACAAAAUUGAAGCAAAGAAGUGGCAGGAGAGAAAAGAGGCUCUGGAGGCAGUUGAAACGUUGGCUAAAAAUCCAAAGUUGGAGAACGGAGACUAUGGAGACCUGGUUCGCGCCCUGAAAAAGGUUGUUGGCAAAGAUACCAAUGUGAUGUUGGUGGCGCUGGCGGCCAAAUGCCUAACUGGAUUAGCGGCGGGUCUUCGGAAGAAGUUUGGGACCUAUGCGGGCCAUGUGGUGCCAACCAUCUUAGAGAAGUUCAAGGAGAAGAAACCACAAGUGGUUCAGGCCUUACAGGAGGCUAUUGAUGCAAUCUUCCUUACUACAACUUUUCAAAAUCUGAGUGAGGAUAUUCUGUCUGUGAUGGACAACAAGAACCCCUCCAUUAAGCAGCAGGCCUCUCUGUUCCUGGCCAGAAGUUUCCGUCACUGCACGACAGCCACGUUGCCAAAAAGUGUUCUGAAGCCUUUGUGUGCCGCUCUUCUGAAGCAAGUGAAUGACUCUGCGGCGGAGGUGCGCGACGCUGCGUUUGAGGCUCUGGGCACUGCCAUGAAGGUAGUGGGGGAGAAGGCGGUCAACCCGUUCCUGGCAGACCUGGAUAAACUCAAGCUUGAUAGGAUAAAAGAAUGUGCAGAGAAAGUGGAGCUGGCUGGAGGUAAGAAGGGUGCUGGAGGAGCGGCGGAGAAGAAGGAGAAGCCUGCAGCCAAGGCGGCUCCCGCAGCAGAGCCUCCUCCCAGGGCCUCUGGGCCUCCCAAGAAGGCCCCCGCUGCCAAGUCGGCUGGUCCCCCGAAGAAGAGCAAGCCCUCCAGCACGCCCAGUGGGAAAGGAAAGAAAGCCGGCGAAAGCAAAGAGAUUGUAGAGACUGAGCUCUCGCUGGAGGUGUGUGAGGAGAAGGCCGCUGCCGUGCUGCCUGCUUCCUGCAUGCAGCUUCUGGACAGCAGCAAUUGGAAGGAGCGUCUGGCCAGCAUGGAGGAGUUUCAGAAGGCUGUGGAGCAGAUGGACCGCGGCGAGAUGCCGUGCCAGGCGCUGGUCCGCAUGCUGGCCAAGAAGCCGGGCUGGAAGGAGACGAAUUUCCAGGUGAUGCAGAUGAAGCUGCACAUCGUGGGCCUGGUGGCUCAGAAGGGCGUCUUCUCCAAGACCUCUGCGCUGGUGGUGCUGGACGGCCUGGUGGACAAGAUCGGCGACGUCAAGUGUGGCGGCAAGGCCAAGGAGGCGCUGACGGCCAUCGGGGAGGCCUGCUCCCUGCCCUGGACCGCCGAACAGGUGGUGUCCCUUGCAUUUGCACAGAAGAACCCCAAGAAUCAGGCUGAAACACUGAACUGGUUGGCAAACGCCAUGAAAGAGUUUGGAUUCGCAGGGAUCAAUGUGAAGGCGUUUAUAAAUAAUGUUAAGACCGCUUUGGGUGCCACCAAUCCGGCUGUGCGCACAUCUGCCAUCGCCUUGCUCGGCGUGAUGUAUCUCUACAUGGGAGCUCCACUGCGCAUGUUCUUUGAGGACGAGAAAACCGCCUUGCUCACCCAGAUCGACGCCGAGUUUGAGAAGAUGCAGGGCCAGUCUACUCCGGCUCCUUUCAGAGGCGCCACUAAGAAGGGCGGUGCUGAGGAGAAUGGAGAGGAUGCUGACGAGCAGGAGGAUGAGGGAGGAGCGGGAGACGUCAUGGACCUGCUGCCCAGAACAGACAUCAGUGAUAAGAUCACAUCUGAGAUGGUGUCCAAGAUCGAGGACAAGAACUGGAAGAUCCGUAAGGAGGGUCUGGACGAGGUGGCUGCAGUCAUCUCUGAGGCCAAGUUCAUCCAGUCCAGCAUCGGGGAGCUGCCCCUGGCCCUCAAGGCCCGUCUCAAUGACUCCAACAAACUACUGGUUCAGCAGACACUAAACAUCCUGCAGCAGCUGGCCAUAGCAAUGGGCCCUGGCCUCAAGCAUCACGUCAAGAACCUGGGAGUGCCCAUUAUCACUGUGCUUGGAGACAGCAAGGCGAAUGUGCGGACCUCUGCCAUGACGACGCUGAAUGCCUGGGUGGAGCAGACGGGCAUGAAGGAGUGGCUGGAGGGGGAGGACAUGUCCGACGAGCUCAAGAGGGAGAACCCCUUCCUCAGACAGGAGUUGCUGGGCUGGCUGGCCGACAGGCUGCCGGGUCUACGGGCCGCGUCCCCAGACCUGAUGCUGUGUGUGCCCCAACUCUACACCUGCCUGGAGGACCGCAGUGGAGACGUGCGCAAGAAGGCCCAGGACGCGCUGCCCACCUUCAUGAUGCACCUGGGCUACGAGAAGAUGACCAAGGCCACCACCAAGUUAAAGCCGGCCUCCAAGGACCAGGUGGUGGGCAUGCUGGAGAAGGCGCGAGCGGUGAUGCCGGCCAGGGUCGGUCCCCCGGCCAAAGCGGCCUCAAGCAAGGCAGCCUCCUCUGGGAAACCAGCCUCAGCUCCAGCCAGUUCCCAGAGUGCCGCAGAUGACUUUGCUCCCAGUGAACGUGAGCGGGAACGGGAAUCCAAACCUGACACCAAGAGAGCAAAGUCAGCUGGCCCUGCCGCUAAAAAGAGAGCCGGUGUGGGACUCGACUCUGGCAUGGACAGAGCUAGUAAUAUCAGUAAUCCCAAACGGCUCUCAGACCACAGGCUUGACCACGAGCAGGGUGUGGUGGGGAAGAAGACUCCAGUCAAGGCCAGUGCUAAGGAGGAGGAGGACAAGUCCGGCCCCGUCUUCACCCUGGUGCCCAACGGUAAAGAGCAACGCUACAAGGAGGAGAAGGCGCUCAAGAUCCUGAAGUGGAACUUCAACACUCCGAGGGACGAAUACGUGGAGCAGCUCAAGGGCCAGAUGGCCACCUGCAUGGCCAAGUGGAUCACGGACGAGCUCUUCCACUUCGACUUCCAGCGCCACGUCAGAGCUAUCGGCUCCAUGAUCGAGCACAUGGAGGACGAGCGGGACGCGGUGAUUGGCUGUCUGGACCUGGUGCUCAAGUGGUUCACACUGCGCUUCUUCGACACCAACACCACGGUGCUGAUGAAGGUGCUGGAGUUCCUCAAGCUGCUCUUCACCAUGCUCAAGCGCGAAGACUACCACCUCAGCGACUACGAGGCCUCCUCCUUCAUCCCCUACCUCAUCCUCAAGGUAGGGGAGUCGAAGGAUGUGGUGCGUAAGGACGUGCGUGCCAUCCUCUCCAUGCUGUGUAAGGUGUACCCCGCCAGCAAGGUCUUUCCCUUCCUCAUGGACGGCACCAAGUCCAAGAACUCAAAGCAGAGAUGUGAAUGUUUGGAGGAGCUCGGGUGCUUGAUUGAGGGCUUCGGAAUGAAUGUUUGCCAGCCGACUCCGGCUAAAAGCCUGAAGGACAUCGCUGUCCACAUCGGUGACCGGGACACAACUGUGCGCAAUGCUGCUCUCAACACUGUGGUGGUGGUGUACAAUGUCUGCGGGGACCAGGUCUUCAAACUCAUCGGCAAUCUCUCGGAGAAGGACCUGAGCAUGCUGGAGGAGCGCAUCAAGCGCUCGGCGAAGAAGACGCCCCCAGCCCCCGCCAAACCGGCCGAGCGGGCACCGCGCGACCACCCCUCCAACAACAGCGCCACCUUCAUGCGCAAGCCUGCCGCUGCCCAGGAGGACAUGCCCAACAAGCUCAACCAAGCGCGCCAGCACAACGCUCACUCGGAGCAUUCGGCGCCCUCUAUCCCACGGGAGUUCCAGCUCGACCUGGACAUGAUCGAGAACGACCACACGAAUGUGUGCGAGCUGCCCGACCUGGUGCAGCACAAGCUGGACGAGCUACUGGAGCCAGUCAUGAUCCCAGAGCCCAAGAUUCGUUCUGUGUCUCCGCACUUUGAUGACCUCCGUAACAGCACAGCCUCCACCAUCAACUUCGUCAUCUCCCAGGUGGCCAGUGGAGACAUCAACACCAGUAUCCAGGCCCUCGCACAGAUCGAUGAGGUGUUGCGGCAGGAGGACAAGGCGGAGGCCAUGUCGGGCCACAUUGACCAGUUCCUCAUCGCCACCCUCAUGCAGCUGCGGCUCAUCUACAACACGCACAUGGCCGACGACCGCCUGGACAAGAGGGACAUCUUCAAGCUCUACAGCUGCAUCAUCGGCAACAUGCUCUCUUUGUUCUCUGUGGAGAGUCUGGCGCGUGAGGCGUCCAUGGGGGUGCUGAAGGACCUGAUGCACGGCCUCAUCACGCUCAUGCUGGACGCGCGGGUGGAGGACAUCGAGGACGGCCAGCAGCUCAUCCGCUCCGUCAACCUGUUGGUGGUGCGCGUGCUGGAGAAGUCCGACCAGACCAACAUCCUCAGUGCUCUCCUGGUGCUGCUACAAGACAGUCUUCUCACUACAGCAGGGUCUCCAAUGUUCUCAGAACUGGUCAUGAAGUGCCUGUGGAGGAUGAUCCGGUUCCUUCCGGAGACCAUCAACACCAUCAACCUGGACCGCAUCCUCCUGGACGUGCACAACUUCAUGAAGGUGUUCCCCAAGGAGAAGCUGAAGCAGCUCAAGAGCGACGUCCCCCACCGGACACUCAAGACCCUCCUGCACACCCUGUGCAAGCUCAAAGGGGCCAAGAUCCUGGAUCACCUGUCCAUGAUCGAGAACCGCAACGAGUCUGAGCUGGAGGCACACCUGCGCCGAGUGGUCAAGCAUGCGGGCAACCUGUCGGGUCACAAGUCUGACAAGGGCUCUGAGAAGGGAGCCAUCCGGACGGAUGAAAAGAUGUCCAAGUCCAAAGUGAGUGAAAUUCUCUCAGAGAUUUUCAAGAAGAUUGGCUCCAAGGAGAACACUAAAGAGGGUCUAACGGAGCUGUAUGAGUAUAAGCUGAAGUAUUCGGAUGCUGAUGUUGAGCCUUUCCUGAGCAACACAUCCCAGUUCUUCCAGAGCUACGUGGAGCGAGGCCUGCGCAUGAUCGAGUCUGAGCGCGAGGGCAAAGGUCGCAUCCAGUCCUCCAGCACUGUGAUUCCCCAGCAUGUUGGCGAUCCCUCCACAUACAUGCCCAGCUCCAGCAGUGUCCCAAUCAACAGCAACGGGGAGGAACUGAAGCCAGCCGUCUACUACGAGAGGCUCAAGAUCCUCCGGCAGAGACACGGUCUGGAGAACAACUCCAAGCUGCAGCAGCAGCAGCAGCAGCAACAGCAGUCGUCUGGGGACGAGCGGCCGCCCCUCACCUCCCUGCUGUCCAAGCCCUCGGUGGCCUCGUCCACCGACAUGCUGCACAGCAAGCUGUCGCAGCUCAAGGAGUCGCGCGAGUCGCACUUCCAGCAGGAGCACUCGCACAGCCCCACGCGCUCCUCCUCGCCCGCCGCCAACCUCGACGACCUCAAGAAGAGGCUGGAGCGCAUCAAGAGCAACCGCCAGUGAGCGGCGCGGAGCCGAGCUUAGCGCUAGCUCCAGCGCUAGCCCAGGCCGCUAACGCCACCCCAACAACCACCUCCAACACCACACCCGCCACCGGGCUAGUCAGGCUAGGCCCCUUGCUUGUACUCCCACACAAGACAUGCAUCCAUAGUUGACCCUGGGCCUUCUUUUCAGUCAGGGCCACCCAUGCACUCCUGUGUAUAAAAAUAUAAUAAUUAAUUCAACAUAAAAAAACCAAGCUUCUCAUCUCCUUGUAUUAUAUAUAAUAUUUAAUUAAUUAAUUACUUUUUUUUUGUUUGUUUGUUUUUGUUUUUAGUAUUGUGCAGUUUGUUUGUAUGUGUAUAUACUCAUGAACGCUAACCACUGGCCUCCAAGUGUCAUUUUAGGAGUUUUCAGCGUACGGUCUCCUUGUGCAGAAUGCUUUUAUCAUGCGUCACUUAAAGCUGUCCCUGUUUUCUAGACGUCUGAGCAGAACCAUGUCUCUCCCCUUCAUCUUCUCCAGGGCCUCCGUAACCACGUCUCUUUUAACCACUCCACUCGGCUACAUUUUUAGUUCCUCAUUCUUUUAUUUGCUUUUCCAUACUAGAGGUUCCUGUACAAUUUGAAGGAUUUUUGAUUGUGUCCUUGGAAUAAGGAGCAUGGCAUGAAGUACUUUAAACUAUUUUAUUUUGUAAAUAAUGUUUGCAUUACUAAAUGCUGUUUGAGAUUUAAAUAAUGGUUUGAUUAUUUUUUCUCCCCUGGCUUUCUGACGUGUCUGUUAGAAUGCUGGUCAUCCUGAUGCAUUGUUUUGUAUUUCAUCCAGUUGGAAGUAGUCUUAAACUGUUGCUAUUGAGUUUUAUGUGUGUAAUCUAUAGUGAAAUGGCAAUAAAGGUCCAUUGUUUUUUUUAACAAACUA